AUGAGCAUACCUUUUAAAUUAAUUUAUAAUAGCGACAGGGUUUCAAAUGUACUUCCUUCAGACAAACGUAAUUUUAAUAUAAUUCGCGGUGUAAAUUUUGGAAUCAUCUUAGAUUAUAUUGAAAAAAGAAAUGUAAGUGGUAUUAUAUCAUGGAUAAAUGGAUAUGAAAAUAAAUUGACAGAGCAUUUAAAAGAAUAUAAUCAACUGAAUAAUAUUGAUCAUGGCAAAUAUUGUACAAAUUUAAAUUCCAUACUAGAUUAUAUAGUGCAAGGAAUCAAUAAUCUAAACAUGUCUGAAGGUUUUCGUUGGAUUCAUAAAGUUGAUAAAGGUUGCAUAGAUGCUUUAAAAAAAUAUCCUUCAUUAAGCUGCAGUAGAGAUCUUUACAGUUAUAAAGAUAAAAAUUUAUUUUUUAAGAAAUUAAUGCUUGACUUAUGUGAAGAUAUUGAAUAUUUUAUGAAGGAAAAAAAUUCUCUAAAGAAAUAUAAAUGUAAAAAAAUUAUAUCUCGCCUAAAAUAUAGAAAUGAAACUCUCAUGAAAUUCUUUCGUGCAUUUUACAAUAAAAGUAUUUUUAAGCUUAAUAACCAAUGUUCCAUUGAUUUUAUACACAAAAAUAUAAGUAAUAUUAACUGUAAUAAAGCAAAACAACAAACAAAUGCUACUGUAGCCCCCUCAUCUGAUAGUGCAGAUACACGGGUAGAAGUAAAAAUAAAAGAACCAACGGAUGAAGAAGCAUAUGAAACAGAAAAUUCGCAAGAUACCGGCCAUCAUGAUGGUUUGGGCGUUCCUGGACCAGAUGAUCCUAACCUGGAAGAUCUGAAAAUUGGUCUUCAGUUUAACGAGGAUCCACCUAAGCUAGAUACCACCUAUGCUGCUGCUUCGCUUGCAGGAAUUUCCCUAUUUGGUACCAUAUUAUAUAAGGUAAAGUAUCAUUACAUAAGCGAAAUAUUAUGCACAAUUUUAUAUUUCAUGUUAAUACAAUAUUAA
Molecule: messenger RNA, 984 nt
Organism: Plasmodium vivax (malaria parasite P. vivax)
Lineage: Eukaryota; Apicomplexa; Aconoidasida; Haemosporida; Plasmodiidae
Product: Pv-fam-c protein
Exons: 2
Coding region: 1-984 (327 amino acids)
Source: RefSeq, a predicted model, not a curated record